Molecule: messenger RNA, 714 nt
Organism: Musca vetustissima
Lineage: Eukaryota; Metazoa; Arthropoda; Insecta; Diptera; Muscidae
Gene: GstE13
Product: glutathione S-transferase 1
Exons: 5
Coding region: 16-702 (228 amino acids)
Biological process (GO): glutathione metabolic process
Molecular function (GO): glutathione transferase activity
Source: RefSeq, a predicted model, not a curated record
ACAAAAACAGCUACAAUGAGCAACAAACCAACUCUGUACUAUGCUCUAUUUAGUCCUCCGGCCAGGGCUUGCAUGAUAACAGCUAAGUUGAUUGGUCUCGAUUUGGAUUUGAAAUUUGUUGAUUUCUCGCAAAAAGAACAUCUGAGUGAAGAAUUUCUAAAGUUAAAUCCCCAACAUCAGAUACCGGUUUUUGUGGAUACCGACGGUGAAGUGUACAUUGACAGUCACGCCAUUAUCUGUUUUAUGGUUGGUAAAUAUGCCAAGGAUGACAAACUCUAUCCAAAGGAUUUGAAAACCCGAGCUCACAUUGAUCAUCGUAUGCACUAUGAGAAUGGUGUGCUAUUUCAAGUAAUCAAGGAUAUUGUGGCCCGCAACAUUUAUGGCGGUGAAGGUGAUUUUAAUCCGAAAACAAUUACUCUCUGUGAAAAUGCCUAUAGUUUCUUGGAAGCAUUCCUCACAAAAGGAAAAUAUGUGGUUGGUGAUGAAAUGACUGUGGCCGAUAUUUCGAUUAAUACCACUCUGGUUACUUUGAAUUUGCUGCUGCCGGUCAGCGCUGAAAAAUAUCCCUUGACUGUGGCAUGGAUGGAACGCAUGAAAACAUUACCCGAUUAUGAUGAGGUUAAUAUUAAGGGUGCCGAGGCAUUGUGUACACGCAUCAAAGGUGUUAUGAGUGCUACGCGUGAGGCAGCUGCUGGAAAGUGAAGAGACUGUAGA